Molecule: messenger RNA, 938 nt
Organism: Mytilus trossulus (common blue mussel)
Lineage: Eukaryota; Metazoa; Mollusca; Bivalvia; Mytilida; Mytilidae
Exons: 7
Coding region: 35-583 (182 amino acids)
Source: RefSeq, a predicted model, not a curated record
CGAUACUAGCUUCAUUUAUUACGACAUUCCUCUGAUGAUUAAGAAUAUAAAACAAAUCCACAGUGGUAGAUACAUUGUUAAUGUAAUGAAUACUUUAACACCAUCAGGAAUGCUUGAAACAAAUCUGACUUCGCAAAAGGUUUACAAUAUUAAUGUAACAGUGUCAACUGGUUCCAUUGCGCGAGAUACAUCUAUUACGUCUGGUAAUUCUGUUAUAAUUGGUGCUGGGGUCGGAGCAGUGGUUAUUUUUAUCUCUAUAGCAGUUAUCGGAGGUCUGAUUUUUAUAUCAAGAAAGCGUCAAAUAAACAGAAGAAACGAAGACAGUAACGACAGAGCUUAUGAUUCAACACCAACUGGACCAGGACAAUCAUCAAACAGAGAAAUGCAUGUGUAUAAUGAUUUGGAAAAUGUUGAAGGAGAGGCAAACAAGCUGAAAAAGAAUAUUGACGAAAGCUCUUAUGAAGAAAUUGGAGAUGUUAAACGCAUUAGAACUGAUAACAUUUACCAAAAUAUGACAUUACCAGACAAUGAAUCACAAAAGCAAUACAAAGAAAAGAUCAUAUAUGAGAAUUUGCAUCCUUAACCCUGUACUAUAAAUAUAUUUAAUAUGUUUUGUUCGUGGACUUCUUUUUAUCGAUAUGCGUGCCGUUCUAUACAACUCGCAAAUAUUCAAUAGAGGGUAAAAUUGUCUGGAAAUAAAAGGCAAAAUCUUGAAUAGUAUGGAAUACUUGAUACUAGAAAAAGAAGAAGCUUUGAAAUAAAGUAAAUCAAACGAAGUUAGUUUUACGGCAGACUAUGACCAUACCGAAAUUAACUGGAUUUACUAUAUAAAUGUAUGAUUCUGAAGUAUGAAAAUUCAAAUGUUCGUAAGAACCAAGGGCUGGUAGAUUAACUUGAUCAUAUACAUUGUAUAAUUCUGUACACAUUCUUUCAAUUUA